AUGCUCUACCUCUCAUUCGCGGCCUUGGGUCUGACCUUCUUCAGCCUCAAUGCGGCUGCUGUGCCUUUGGCGUCACCUGCCAUCGCAUCUAUUAUGGCCAAUCUGCCUGCAGAACAUGCAGCAGGCUUAGCAUCACUGAUGGCUCGCGGAAACAAUCCUCCUACCUUCAACUCCUCGAUAGACGUACUCCAAAACAGCUCCAUGAGCGCCAUCAUCGAUUCGUACAUCGCCAACCUCGAGCAGGCCGGGUUCGUCCCCAACGCAAACGCCACGAUCUCGAAGCGCGAUGCCCUUAGCCUUGACUCGCUUGUCGAGAAGCGAUCUGUUCCCAGCAUCCCCCUUGUCAUCAACUUGCUCGAGCAGCAUGGCUUUGUCCCGGUCAGUGCGACCGACGGCACAGCCUCGAAGCGCGAUGCUUCCGGUUUCGAAUCAGCCUUGGAAAAGCGUACCUUGCCGGACAUCAACCUGGUCAUCAGCAGACUGGAAGCACACGGCUUCGUUCCCUCGGGUAACAGUUCCCAGUCGAGCAUCUCCAAGCGAAAUAAUGCCAGCGACAUCAACACCGUCAUCAGCCAGCUUGAAGCCUAUGGGUUCAACCCCAACGACUUCAUGCGAGGCAACUUUUCCGCAUCAGCAAACAGUACCACUUCUUUUCCAAAGCGCGCUGCGCACAUGUCCCUCAAGGAAGCCUCUUGA
Letharia columbiana is the source of this 696-nucleotide messenger RNA. RefSeq lists its product as uncharacterized. Lineage: Eukaryota; Fungi; Ascomycota; Lecanoromycetes; Lecanorales; Parmeliaceae. Bases 1 to 696 code for a protein of 231 amino acids. The record is from RefSeq and is a predicted model, not a curated record. The transcript has 2 exons.